This is a messenger RNA of Pungitius pungitius (ninespine stickleback), 1240 nucleotides long. Its product is annotated as usherin. Lineage: Eukaryota; Metazoa; Chordata; Actinopteri; Perciformes; Gasterosteidae. The transcript is spliced from 5 exons. The record is from RefSeq and is a predicted model, not a curated record. The coding region runs from base 76 to 567 and encodes 163 amino acids.
GCAGGUGGCGGCGAGCGGGCGGACGGAGGUGAGGGAGACCAGCCGCUGGUCCGGGAGCUGUGGUUCAUCGCGCUGAUGGCGGCCGUCGCCCUGCUGCUGCUCGCCGCCGUGUUGGGCGCCACGCUGCACAAGGCCCUGAACAGACCCCCCUUCACCAGAGAGAGACCCCCGCUGGUGGCUCUGCCCGUGAAGAAGAGGAACCCCAUGGCCGUGUAUCCAGCCAGCAACUCGGUCAUGUUCAACACGAUGCCCGACACGACCGGCUUCUCCAGCAGUGUAACCCUGAAGGGUUUCACCAUGAAGAUGGAGGAAGUGCUGGACGCUAAGUGCGAGGCGGCGGACGAGGUGACAGGUGAGCUGGAGAUCCUCAGCGUGGCCUCGCUGCGGCGCAGCGUCAGCCAGGUGAUGGACGGGAAGGCCGCCACGGGAGAGGAGGACGCGUGGGACCCCAACAUCUCGGGCCACGACAGCGGGAUGUUCAUGGACGACGAGGAGUUCGUGGACACCGUCAAGGGCUUCAGCACGGUGAGGAAGGAGCACACCAUGUUCACCGACACCAACCUGUGACCCCCCGAGGACGACCCCUUGACCCCCCCGUGACGCCGUGUGUCCGACAGGCUUCGCUCGCAGCGAUAAAAGUAACGCAACUCUGGAGUAACUAUGGCAACUGGGAGGAGGUUGUUUUACAGCACUGACAUAUGCAGCUGCUUUUGUUUAAGACCAAAGAAAGGCAGAUUUAUUCACUUUUAAAAGAGGCGUAAUUUAACUUUUUUUUUUUUGAUGGCGUAUUUACAUGUUGACUUGUAUUUGGAUAUUUUUUGUCGAUAAAGCAGGAAACCUUUUGUGAACUUGCAACGUCUUUUUGCACAAAUAUACAAUAACUGAGAUAAGAUAAAGCAUUAGUAGCUAUGCUUUGAUAUCAGUAUGUGGUAUAUAAAGGACAUGAAGCUGCUGGAGAAAUGUCUCUAUCAGUAAGAACAGUUGGUGGGUACAAUAUGGGAUAAAAAUACAAAGACAUUAUGACCUUUCACUAUUUUCUCUCACAGAAAGAAGAAAAAAAAAUCCACAGAAUUCUUCACAUAUGAAUUUAUUUGAAAUGAGUUGCAAUGCAUUGUGGGCAUUCAAAACACAUGUACCAUUACAGUCAAUAAUAUGGUUAAAAAACAACAACAAAACAUUUACAUAAUAAAUUAAUUUACUGCAGUACCAUAUGAGAGAAACAAAAAAAAAAAAACCACAA